AUACUGUCAGCCGUGAAAAAUGUGAUCUCGGAAGCAUGUGGAGGGUGGUGAUUGAUUUUGAUCAAAUCAGGAACACAAAUUUAGAAAUUCAAAGAAGACGUGAGAGUUGUAUAAAUCAUACUCCACCUCCUUCAUACAAAGAAGUAACCGACAUGUUAAACCAUCAUAAUUCUUCUAAUAGGGAAAGGGAAUGA
This is a messenger RNA of Racocetra fulgida, 194 nucleotides long. The record is from the annotation of a GenBank genome assembly. Lineage: Eukaryota; Fungi; Glomeromycota; Glomeromycetes; Diversisporales; Gigasporaceae.